CAUUUCCACUCCCAUCUCACUCUGUCUGGUCUGGUCUGGCUAUAUCCAGGUUUGCUGUUAGCCAGUCAGUUAGUCAAUCCCUACCUGACUGUCAUCGUCACUCUACUCCGUGUCGGCGGUACUCGAUUGCCAAUUCCCUGUCCUGUCAGGCGCGACGGAGAGAUCCCUUUAUCGCGCAUCCCGGUUCUCGAAAAUCCAGGUCGGAGAGUACGGUAUCGUUAGAUAGACAAAGAGUCCUUCGAUCAUCGCACUUCGAGUAUCAACGCAGACGCAUACAUCGCCAUCGCCCGCUGCGCUCACCGCGGCUCGCGGGCGUCUCAAUAGAGUGCAUGGCUUCGCCGCCGAAACCCUGGGAACGCGCUGGUGCAGCCGGUGCCGGAACUGCAACUAUGACCGCGCCCAUGGCUACCGCGAGUGGCGCCUCUGCAUCAACGUCCCCGACCGCCAUCACCGCCCCCUCGUCAACAACUAGUGCAAUAUCCUCUACAACACCCGCCGUACCUCCUCGUCCCGACUCCCUCUCUACGGCUGUCAACCAGAACGCCUCAGCCUAUAGUCGCAUUGGGACCAAUCCUUACAACUCGGCGUAUUCAUCGCCUUAUUCCUCUCCCUACGCAAGGAUGGGAGGCAUGGGAGGUUACGGGUACGGAAAUUACAGCGGAUAUGGGGGAGGGUAUGGAGGGUAUGGCGGCAUGUAUGGUGGUGGCAUGUAUGGGGGGAUGCCAGGCAUGAUGCCAAAUGAUCCUAAUAACCCCAACAGUUUAACGAGCCGUUUCAGCAACAGCACACAGGCGACCUUUCAGAUGUUAGAAGGGAUCGUUGGCGCAUUCGGCGGCUUCGCUCAGAUGCUCGAGAGCACAUAUAUGGCUACUCAUUCUAGCUUCUUUGCAAUGGUGUCUGUCGCAGAGCAAUUUGGCAAUCUACGCGACACUCUCGGUUCCGUGUUAGGGAUAUUUACGCUAAUGCGUUGGAUCCGGACGUUGAUUGCGAAACUUACCGGUUGUCCUCCCCCAGCCGAUGCUACGGCACUCACACCAGCGGCGUUCGCCCGCUUUGAAGGACGACAAACAUCUGGCCCCAACGGUGCUCCCGGUCAACCGCGGCCGAGCAAAAAGCCUCUUAUCUUCUUCCUCCUCGCUGCCUUCGGCUUGCCGUAUCUUAUGAGCAAGGCCAUACGGUCUCUCGCAGCAUCCGCGGAGGAAGAGGAACGCAAACGAAUGGAGGCCAUGGGCCAGAGCGCUCCACUAGAUCCCAGUAAACUCGAGUUCUGCCGUGUCCUCUACGAUUUCACUCCCGAGGCUGGCAAUGCAACACAGGGGGUGGAUCUUGCGGUGAAGAAAGGCGACUUCAUCGCAGUCCUAAGCAAGAGCGACCCACUAGGUAACCCUAGCGAAUGGUGGCGAUGUAGGGCGAGGGAUGGCAGGCUAGGCUACUUGCCGGCUACCUUUCUCGAAGUUGCUAGGCGACCUGGCCAGCCGGUUGCAGCAAUCAAGGCUGCUCCUACUGACCCUGCAAGCCCUAUCACCAGUGCCAGCGCACAGCCGCCGGCUAUCACCAGCAAAGCGGGCGACAUAUCUCCUGAGAGUUUCCAGAAAUCUCAGUUCUACUCAUAAACACUAGGCUACUAUACGGCGGCCUGGAAUAUCCUCACCAGCGGAGUUACUUAUCAAACAUAACGGUUAUCAAGCGGAUUCGCUUAUGCAUUACUCUUGGGGUUUUCCCAAUCAACAUUUAUAUAUAUAUCAACUUCAUAUGUACAUUUAAAAAGUUACAGAGCUUGGUAUGGUAGCUUGGCGUCCUUGGGUUUUGGGGGGACUCUUUCUGAAGGUGGUGACGGCCGGUUAUAUCCAUCUUGCCGAUGAUAAUAUCAACUCGCCUUACACCUCAGCGAGAGCAAUACAGCAUUCAAUCACGAUCUUUGAAAUCUCUUUAGACACUAUGGUUUGAACUACUUAGGAGUGAGUGCAUUCAUGUGUAAUAUCUAGCAUGCAAUCUAGACGAGCCCAAUAUGAACACGCACGGGACUGAUGAUUGGCUGUUUACCGUAGUCGCGCUGAAGGUAAUUAACUAAGAUUAGACUUACUCUUUAAAUCUCUAGAACGUUGUGCGUAAUGGAAUGAUUGGGAGCGCAAACUUGAUAGACGUUGGUUGGGAUGAUAUGGCGCAGCUUACUUAUAGCUCGGUAGCUAUAUUUUUCAUGUG
Messenger RNA from Xylaria bambusicola, 2202 nucleotides. RefSeq lists its product as uncharacterized. Gene Ontology annotation, cellular component: peroxisomal importomer complex; peroxisomal membrane; peroxisome. The record is from RefSeq and is a predicted model, not a curated record. Lineage: Eukaryota; Fungi; Ascomycota; Sordariomycetes; Xylariales; Xylariaceae. The transcript is spliced from 4 exons. The coding region runs from base 330 to 1613 and encodes 427 amino acids. Gene Ontology annotation, molecular function: protein binding. Gene Ontology annotation, biological process: protein import into peroxisome matrix, docking.